Molecule: messenger RNA, 2604 nt
Organism: Symbiodinium necroappetens
Lineage: Eukaryota; Dinophyceae; Suessiales; Symbiodiniaceae
Source: the annotation of a GenBank genome assembly
AUGAGUGCUGCUGCGAGGCAGCUUAGAUCGCACUGCCCAGAUGGGGGCAUCAAGCAGAACAUCAGCUGUUUCUUCUACCAGGAUGUGGACUUCGUGGAGCAGCAGGGGCUUCGAGCGGUGAACUUUACUACCGCUUCCCUCCAGAGCAUCGCCAGCAAAGCGCAUCAAGUCGACUGGCCGUGGUGGAUGGCUGCUGCGUGCGCGUGCAUCCUCCUACCUGGUCUCCUGUACUGGCUUUGCAAGACGCCCAAGCAUAACGACCUAGCCUACGAAGAGCUGCAGCAGGAGGAGGACAGCUGCUUCGCUGGUGCGGAAGGGUCGUGCUGCGCUUGUGAGAGCGAUUGUGGGGUCUCUGCUGACACGAAGACGAGGGUCCGGGUGUUCUUGGAGGCCAUCAUGCUGGCUGUGGAUGUGGCCUUGGACAUCAAAGUGGGCGUCUACUACUGUUCCCAGGGCCUUUGGCUCUUUGGGCCCAUGGCCUUGAGCAUCCCGGCCCUAGCAGGCCUGGCAUGCUUCGGCUACAAGCGCUGGAUCUGGCAGAAGGGGCUUGACGAUGACCGUUGCUACUGGAAGAAUCUCGACGAGAAAGGCCGGCCCAAGCCAGGUCUACUUGCCUUGCUCCGCCAGGUUUUUCAAGUGGAGUUUCUGACCACAGCUUAUGAGACUUACCGAGAUCCAGAGCGGUAUCAGCGAGACUGGCUCAUCGAGCAGACUUUCAACGGAGUGUUGGAAGGAUUCCCGCAAUGCCUGUUACAAACUUACACAUUGCUGUGCCUGGAGCAAGAGACCCUGCAAACGGACCCCAUGGACACAGCCAUUCAGGUUUUUUCGAUAGCCUUCUCGUGCUACAGCAUUGCCAAAGCCCUCGGACACAUCUGCUUCACACUGGUUCCGCUAGAACCCGUCUCGCCGGUUCCCUCGGGUCUUUCGGGCUGGCAGCUGCUUCUUUUGCAGUUUGCUGACGUGGCCAGCCGGCUUCUGUGCUGGUGCACGCUGGGAGCUGCCCUGCGGAACCCAAGUGCGGAUAUCGAUGAGAACGGUCAGUUCGUGCUGCCGGUGCUGAUGAUUGCCGAGUUUCUGGCAGUGGCGUUGCUUCUCCGUUCCUUUCUGGAGUGGGACUGGGAUCCCUACACGUCCAUGCCGGCGGCCAAGGCCAUUCUCUCCAUGGUCGUUGCUUACCUAUCGACGCCCAUGCUGAUCUUUGCUUCUGGAUCACUCGCAGAUAAUCACAGAGUGCAAACAGUGUUGUGCUGUUGGCGGGGGUUCGAGGUCCUCGUUUGCCUUUGCAUCGUGUGGUACCGUACGCAUGCCGUCAGCGAACCCCACACACUGCUCUUGGCGUUCAUGAUCUGCAAUGCGGGGGCGUGCAUUGCAGUUCUGGCGACGGUGGUGUUCGAUCACUUCAUGCGCCUGCAACGAGGCCGCCCAAUUUUGCCUGCAGCCUUGGCCCAGGGCUUCAACGAGGCACAUUGGGCAUGCGUGUUCAAUAAUCUCGAGCUGCUGAAGAGCUGCGGGUCAGACUCUCUCUCUGCGAAGGUCUACAGAGGCUGGAUCCCUGCACACUUGGCGGCUGAGAACGGCCGGGAGGCUGCUUUAAAGCUUCUCUACGAGCGGGCCCCCGAGACACUGUCUGCUCAGGACGACGACGGCCAAGUCCCUGCACACUUUGCGGCUAUGGUUGGACAAACAGCCGCCCUGUCGAUCCUCCACGACCUGGUGCCGGAGACCCUCGGCAGUAAGGAAAACAUAGGCUGCGUACCUGCACACUUGGCGGCUCUUAGCGGCCAGGAGGAUGUCUUAAAGCUGCUCUACGAGCUGGUUCCCGAGACCCUGUCUGCCCAAGACAUCGAUGGCAGAGUCCCUGCACACUAUGCAGCUGAAAGCGGCCGGGAGGCAGUCUUAAAGCUGCUCUACGAGCUGGUUCCCGAGACCUUAUCUGCCAAGGACAACAGUGGCAGGGCCCCGGCGCACAGGGCAGCUGAAUGCGGGCAGGAGAAUAUCUUGAAGCUGCUUUCCAAACUGGCUCCCGAGACCCUUUCUGCCCAAGACGUCCACGAUCAAGUCCCUGCACACUGGGCAGCUGAAAAGGGACAAGAGGCUGUCUUGAAACUGCUCUACGAGCUGGUUCCCGACACCGUGUCUGCCCGAGACGCCGACGGCAGCAUGCCUGCACACAAGGCGGCUGAACACGGGCAGGAGGAUGUCUUGAAGCUGCUUUCCACACUGGCUCCCGAGACCUUGUCUGUCAGGGACAACAGCGGCAAAGUCCCCGCACACUGGGCAGCUCGAACCGGUCAGGAGGCUGUCUUGAAACUGCUCUACAAGCUGGUUCCCGAGACCCUUUCUGCCCGCGACGUCGACGGUCAAGUCCCCGCACACUGGGCAGCUGAGAACGGGCAGGAGGCUGUCUUAAAGCUGCUCUACGAGCUGGUUCCCGAGACCUUGUCUGCCAGGGACAACGGUGGCAGAUUCUGCAGAGUCCCUGCGCAAAGGGCAGCUGGGUGCCUGCCGGUGCUGCUUUCCAAGCUGGCUCCCGAGACCUUGUCUGCCAAGGACCACCACGGCAAAGCGCCUGAGGCAGCGGGCAUUAGGAGCCCUGUGUGA